This is a messenger RNA of Megalops cyprinoides (Indo-Pacific tarpon), 1446 nucleotides long. RefSeq names its product ubiquitin-conjugating enzyme E2E 2 (gene ube2e2). The record is from RefSeq and is a predicted model, not a curated record. The transcript is spliced from 6 exons. Bases 139 to 744 code for a protein of 201 amino acids. Gene Ontology annotation, biological process: protein polyubiquitination. Gene Ontology annotation, molecular function: ubiquitin conjugating enzyme activity. Lineage: Eukaryota; Metazoa; Chordata; Actinopteri; Elopiformes; Megalopidae. Gene Ontology annotation, cellular component: nucleus.
CGCGUCCUCCGUUUUUUUCAGUCGCUUAAGAAAAGAGAGCGAGGGACGAGAACGAGCGGGCUAGCAAUACGGGAGAUACUUUACACCGGGGUUCAAAAGACUGAUAUUUUGCAUCGACAGCCGCUUUGCAGGACCAGGAUGUCCAGUGAGGUGCAGAGACCGGAUGACAGCCCCAGCACGAGCGGGGGCAGCUCGGACAUCGAGCAGCGUGAAACUGUCCCCGCGGAGCAGGAGCGAGAACAGACACAGCCUAAGAAGAAGGAGACCAAGAUCUCCAGUAAGACGGCUGCCAAGCUCUCCACCAGUGCCAAGAGGAUUCAGAAGGAACUAGCUGAAAUCACACUAGACCCUCCACCGAAUUGCAGUGCUGGGCCUAAGGGAGACAACAUCUAUGAGUGGAGGUCCACGAUCCUGGGCCCCCCGGGGUCUGUUUACGAGGGGGGAGUCUUCUUCCUCGACAUCGCCUUCACGCCCGACUACCCCUUCAAACCACCCAAGGUAACGUUCCGCACAAGAAUCUACCACUGUAACAUCAACAGCCAGGGCGUGAUCUGCUUGGACAUCCUGAAGGACAACUGGAGCCCUGCCCUCACCAUCUCCAAGGUGCUGCUGUCCAUCUGCUCCCUGCUCACAGACUGCAACCCUGCUGACCCCCUGGUCGGGAGCAUCGCCACACAGUACUUGACCAACAGAGCAGAACACGACAGAAUAGCCAAACAGUGGACCAAGCGAUACGCCACAUAGACCCUCCCACACUCUCUACCCCACCCCGCCACAAACUCCACACCUCCUCUCCACCCCCUCCCACCCUGUCAAAGCACACUCACUAAAGUGCAACCUUUGACCUACCCCUACCCUCGUACCUUUUGUUUCCCUUUUUUUGUGAAAAAGAAAACUGUCUUUUUUUUUUCCUUGUUGACUUGAAAGCUUCUUUUUUAUACAAAGAGUAGAUUUGGAUUUUAUUUUCCAAUGAACUGAAUGUUGGAACUGUCAUAGAAAAAAAAAUGUUUUAUUAUGAUAAUUACUGUCCUCCCCACUCUGUAUAUGUGUGUUCUUCCCUUACUUUUUAAGUGGUCCCAGCAACAAAUGCAGAUUAUAUCUUGUUUCUACUAUACUGUAGUGUUUAGAAUUUUUUUGUACGGAACUCAUUUAUGGUAUGUGCAUGUUAACAGGAUUGGCGAUUGAAGAUUGUAUUAUUUUCAACAUUCAUGUGGCAUCAAAAAAAGAAACUGUACAUGCUCUACCGUCGGAUUUUGUUGGUGUGUAUUAUUUUUUAAAGGUUUGUUGAGGCAGACUGUGGAAAUAUCUGCCUGCCAGAAGACGGGACUUGUAAAUUUACUCGCUACAUGCCACCUCUGACAUUCCAGAGUGGUUUGUUGUACACUUUGCAUUAUUAAAGCACUCAAUAAAACACUGGCUGAACUGUAGCUGCACGGAUCAUCAGCA